Molecule: messenger RNA, 885 nt
Organism: Acanthoscelides obtectus
Lineage: Eukaryota; Metazoa; Arthropoda; Insecta; Coleoptera; Chrysomelidae
Source: the annotation of a GenBank genome assembly
AUGUUUUAUUUCCUGGCGAAUAAACUCCACCAUUUAUAUCCAAAAAUCAAGGAGUGCUCUUGGAAUUAUUGGGAGUCUGGACACGGCAAGGGUGCUCCAGAUGGUGUUGGUGGAGUCACAAAGCGAACCGCUGAUAGGCUUGUGGCUGAAGGAAAAGAUAUAAGUUCAUAUGAAAUCCUUCUUAAUAGUCUGCAGAAUAAUAUCAAAAACAUAACCUACUUUUCAAUUGACGAUGCAGAUAUAAAUAAAAUCAGUGAUUUAAUCAAGAAGGACAGCAUAAAGCCUUUUCUCGGCACAAUGCAGGUGCAUCAAGUCAAAGUUGAGGAUUACACUGCAGGACUGUUAAGAUUUUUCAGGUUGACCUUAUUUGAUGUUCAAAGUACGAGUUAUUUUUGUGGAAUCUUAGAUUACUCUGAUGAAGACAAUGGAUACACCCAGAUAGAGCCAGAAGUUAGCAGCGACUCUGAUGAUGAUUUGCGAUUAAGUAACCUUGUUUGUCAUAAAAAGAAGAUGCAAAGAAUUCAUUACAAUGACGUCUACUCUGAUGAUGAAGCCGGCCCAAGCUCAAAAAUAUAUCAACAAGAUUUGGUGCCAAGUAACAUUAUAAAAGAUACUUAUGUGCUUGUUGAGUAUAAAACAAAACUAACAGGUUAUCGUUAUGCAGCAGUUGUCCAAAACGUACUUGAUGAUGACGAAGUUUUGGUGAUGUUUUUGAAGGUGUGCAAGUUCCAGAAUAUGCAAGCAUUUAGAGCUAAUGAUAAUGAUAUGUCCUUUGUCGGUUAUGAUCAGAUACUUGCGAUUCUACCACCACCGAAUAUUUUUGUCAAAGUAAAUAAAACAUAUUAUAAAUUCCAUAACGAUGUGGACGUGUUCGAAAAGGUUUGA